This is a messenger RNA of Pipra filicauda (Wire-tailed manakin), 549 nucleotides long. RefSeq names its product keratin-associated protein 10-8-like. The transcript has a single exon. The record is from RefSeq and is a predicted model, not a curated record. NCBI's taxonomy places the organism in Eukaryota, Metazoa, Chordata, Aves, Passeriformes, Pipridae. The coding region runs from base 1 to 549 and encodes 182 amino acids.
AUGUCCUACUACAGGUACCAGUACAAGCAGCAGCGUUACAUCCCGGCUGGAAUGAAGUGCCCCCCGCCCGUGUUCCCCCAGCAGUGCCACCCCCCCGGGGUGGUGAAGUGUGUGCAGUGCCCGGGGUGUGCCCCCACGGCUGCCAAGGUGUGCAGUGUGAGGAGGACCCUGCAGAGCCCUCGCUGCUCCUCGGGCUGUGUGGAGACACACGUGGUGGAAGGUCACUCCUGCUCCUCCUCCUCCUCCUCCUGCUGCUGCAGCCCCAGGAGCCUCAACCCCUGCACUGUGACCUUCCCUCAGCCCCAGGGGACGGGCAGGGAGCAGCUCUGCCUGUCCCAGUGUGGGCAGGUGGGCGUGAAGAGGUGCCCUCAGGUGUGUGCCCCCACUCCUCAGGUGUGUGUCCCAGCCCCUCAGGUGUGUGUCCCAGCCCCUCAGGUGUGUGUCCCAGCCCCUCAGGUGUGUGUCCCAGCUCCCCUGUGCCAACACAGCUCCUACCCUUACUCGUACCAGUGGUCCAACAGCUACCAGUACAACUGUGGGCAGCAAUAA